AUGAUGUCAGGCGAACCCCUGCACGUGAAGACCCCCGUCCGUGACAGCAUGACCCUGUCCAAAGUGGCUGGCACCACCGUCUAUCUCAAGAUAGACAGUGCCCAGCCCUCCGGCUCCUUCAAAAUCCGGGGCAUCGGACACCUCUGCAAGACGUGGGCUGAGCGAGGCUGUGAACACUUUGUCUGUUCCUCGGCAGGCAACGCAGGCAUGGCAGCUGCCUACGCAGCCAGGAAGCUGGGCAUUCCCGCCACGAUCGUCGUGCCCAGCACCACGCCUGCCCUCACCAUCCAGCGGCUCAAGAAUGAGGGCGCCAUGGUCAAGGUGGUGGGUGAGACAUUGGAUGAGGCUGUCAAGGUGGCCAAGGCCCUGACGAAAAACAACUCAGGCUGGAUCUACGUCCCUCCCUUCGAUGACCCCCUCAUCUGGGAAGGCCACUCUUCUAUCGUGAAGGAGCUGAAGGAGACGAUGAGCACAAAGCCGGGGGCCAUCGUGCUGGCGGUGGGGGGUGGAGGGCUGUUAUGCGGAGUGGCCCAGGGGCUGGUGGAGGUGGGCUGGGGGGACGUGCCCAUCAUCACCAUGGAGACCAUCGGAGCCAACAGCUUCCACGCUUCCACCAAGGCCGGCAAACUUGUCACCCUUCCCCAGAUUACCAGUGUUGCCAAAGCCCUGGGCGUGACCACUGUGACAGCACAGGCUAUGAAGGUGUUUCAGGAACACCCCAUUUUCUCUGAAGUUGUCUCGGACCAGGAGGCUGUGGCCGCUGUUGAGAAGUUUGUGGAUGAGGAGAAAAUCCUGGUGGAGCCCGCCUGUGGGGCAGCCCUAGCCGCCAUCUACAGCAACGUGGUUCAGAAGCUGCAAGGAGAGGGGAAGCUCUGCACCCCACUGUCCUCCCUCGUGGUCAUCGUUUGUGGGGGCAGCAACAUUAGCCUGGCCCAGCUGCCAGCGCUCAAGAAACAGCUGGGCAUGAAGAGCAGGCUGCCCCAGUGA
Molecule: messenger RNA, 987 nt
Organism: Lipotes vexillifer (Yangtze River dolphin)
Lineage: Eukaryota; Metazoa; Chordata; Mammalia; Artiodactyla; Lipotidae
Gene: SDS
Product: serine dehydratase
Exons: 7
Coding region: 1-987 (328 amino acids)
Biological process (GO): L-threonine catabolic process; L-serine catabolic process
Molecular function (GO): threonine deaminase activity; L-serine ammonia-lyase activity; pyridoxal phosphate binding
Source: RefSeq, a predicted model, not a curated record